AACUGUCUUCUUUUCAGACUCGCUUACUUGCAGAGUCUCCCCGUGAACUUCUUCUCUGACUGCUCUCUCUAUCUGUGACAAUUUCCUCUUUUGGAUUACAUUGCCUCCAAAGUCUCCAAACUCUCAAAUUCAAACCCCACAACCUCAUUUUCUCUGCGAGUACGCCAUUUCUGUUAAUUUCUUGUUUGUUUCUCCGAGAAAAAAGUUAUUCAGGAAAAAGAAAAAUCAAAACUUGGAAAGUGUACAGUCUAUUCAUUUGCUAAUUUUCUUGGCAACAGAAAAAACUACAAUCCCAUUUUAUUAAAUCUGUAAUUUGUGUGUAUGUCAUGUUCCUUCUUGAUUUAUUCUUCUCUUUGUUCUUCCUUCCUUCCUUUAUUUUUUUAUUUAUUAAUUUUUGUUUUAAUUUUGACUUUCUUUCUCUGUAUCAUUUGUCUAGAAAGUUUUUUCAAGCCCUUAAAAUGAUAGCAGAACUGGUCAUCUAUGCUGUUCAAUUUCCCAUUUUUUGUUACUUUUCAAGGUACCAAACUCUGAAUUUUUAGUUCCUUCUUAAACUAUAUCUGAUUCAUAGUCUUUGUUUUCUGCUUGAUUAUGUCAUGGAGCCCUUCAAAUUCCUGCAUUUAGAUCAGUUUUUUCCUAAUGAUUGUUGAAGUGUGAUUCAUUAGCCUUGAAUUUUUCUCAGUGAUUACCAAACCCUUGACUGAUUUUCCUUGUAUUAAAUUUUUAUUAAUUUCUUUAUAUGCACUAUUCUCAGUUCUGAAUAUCUUGAUAUUCACAUUUCCUUCUCCCUUUCUUUCCCUCACAAUUUGCAAACUUGAAGUUUGGUGGCUUUAAUAUUUCUGAUUAUUUGAUGGCUUUAUGAGCUUCUUCUUUUUGUUGCAUAGCUAAGCAUAUCAAGUAUGCUUAAACAGUACAAAUUCUUCCAUAUUUCAUCUCUUCUGCUAUUUGUCUCUACUUGGUUCUUUCUGUUUCAUGUUGUCCUUUCAACAAUUCCUUUAGGUUCAAAACUUUCUGUAGAGGAAAACAACUCUUGGGUUUCUCCCAAUGGUGAUUUUUCUAUUGGAUUCUUUAACCUGGCUGAUGAGCCUAAUCAUUAUAGUGUCGGGAUUCACUUCAAUUCAGAAUCCAUUCUUGUUAGUGAACAAAUUGUGGUUUGGGUUGCUGGAGCCGAAAUCGCAGUUGGUAACAAGUCCUAUUUCCAGCUUUCUCAAACUGGGGAACUGGUUUUGGUUGAUUCUAUGAAGGGAGUCACUGUGUGGACCAGUGAGACAAGCCAAUCUGCUGUUGUUUCAGCUCGUCUUUGUGAUGAUGGAAAUCUUGUUCUACUGGAUAAAAUGGGGGCAGUUGUUUGGCAAAGCUUUGACAAUCCUUGUGACACUCUUCUUCCGGGCCAGAAAUUGUCUGUUCAUAAAACACUCAGAGCUGCAAGCAAAAAUUCUGUGUCAAGUUACUACAGUCUUUACAUGAAUGCUUCAGGACAGUUGCAGCUAAAGUGGGAAAGUAAUGUUGUAUACUGGACCGGUGGUAGUCCAUCUGUGUCCAACCUCAGUGCUGUGCUUACUUCUGGUGGAAUUCUGCAACUUGUGGACCAAAAUUUGGUGCCCAUGUGGUCUGUCUUUGGAGAAGAUCACAAUGACAGGGUAAAUUUUCGACUGCUAAGGCUAGAUGUUGAUGGUAAUCUGCGGAUGUACUCGUGGGAAGAUGCCUCGAAGUCAUGGAAAUCAGUCUGGCAAGCUGUUGAGAAUCAGUGCAAUGUAUUUGCAACAUGUGGCCAACAUGGCAUCUGCAUUUUCAAUGCAUCAGGCUCCCCUGAAUGCCAAUGCCCUUUUAAGAUGACAUCUGAUCCUAACUCAAAAUGUUUUGAGCAGGAUUGUACAUCUGCUUUCAGUAUGAUUAGAUAUGAGCACACGUUUCUUUAUCAGAUUUAUCCACCAAGUGACUCUAUUAUUGUAACUAGUUUAGAACAAUGCAAAAACUUGUGCAUGAAAAACUCGGUAUGUACAGCUGCAACCUUCACAAAUGAUGGAACUGGAGAAUGCCGAAUGAAAACAACCGUAGACUUCUCUGGGUAUUCCAGCCCUUCUUUAAGUCCGGUAUCUUUCGUUAAGACCUGUUUGGACCCGGUAGCUGUUGAUCUCCAUGUUGCAAGAUCUUCUUCAGCACAAUCUCCAGCCAAGCACUCUUAUAGAUUGUGUAUUCCUUGUCUAGUUGGAGCUGCCUCAGGUACAUUUGUUAUAUUUGCUGUAAUGCAGUUAGCACUUGGCUGCUACAUCUAUAAAAGAAGAAAUUUGGUUUGGAAGAAACCGGCCUUGGCUUAUGCUGGCAGUUAUUCAAAGGGUUUGAUGAUGUUAUCAUUUGCUGAAAUCAAGGAAAUCACAGGAAAUUUCAAGCAUCAAAUUGGGCCAAAUAUGUAUAGAGGUGUGCUUCCAAAUCACCAGCCAGUAGCAGUUAAGGACUUGGAAACAACCAUAGAAGAAAGGAAAUUUCGAGUUGCUAUUUCAAAAAUAGGAAGCAUACAUCACAGAAACUUGGUGAAGCUUAAUGGCUAUUGUUGUGAGUUAGGCCAAAGAAUUUUGGUCUAUGAAUAUGUCAAAAAUGGUUCUCUGGAGAAAUUUAUAGAAGAUGAGGAGUUGAGCAAGAAACUGACUUGGAGAAGGAGAGUUGACAUAUUCUUAGGUGUGGCAAGAGCUAUUUGUUAUUUACACACAGGAUGUAGGGAGUUUGUAACCCAUGGAAAUUUGAAGUGUGAAAAUGUAGUCUUGGAUAAAAAUUUCGAGGCCAAGGUGAGCGAAUUCGGACUAGGGAUUGUUCAUCCUGAGACAUCACGAAGUCGAGAGAAAGACGUGGAGGAUUUGGGCAAGAUAUUGUUGAUAUUGGUAACUGGGUGCCUUCAGGUUGAGGAGGUUUGUGAGAGGGCUUACAUGGAAUGGAUGCAAGGUCACCUAGAGAUGACUGUGGAUAGUAGAAUUGAUGAUGGUAUUGAUUUAGAGGAGUUGGAACGAACGUUAAGAACUGCGUUUUGGUGCCUUCAAACAGAUGAACGAAUGAGACCUUCAGCGUGCGAGGUAGUGAAGGUACUGGACGGUACAUUGACAGUUGAUCCCCCGCCGCCUCCAUUUGCUAGCCGGAGGUUACCAGCAGAAGAACAGUCAUUUGAGUCAGGCUCAGAACCAUAGUCCAACUGAUCAUGGCAUCAUUUUUGAGAAAGGCAUGCCAUUUUUUAACCAGGUGGGCUCAUGGGCAUGAUUCUAUAGAGUAAUAUCAGACGAAAGUGCCAACUAAAGUGAAAUGUUCACCUUCCUCUGCAUUCUGGGUUUGGAUGUUUGUUGCAGAAAUUUAUAAUGGGUGUGUUGGCCAAGCCAAAUUUGCUUUCUUCUUACUCUUUUAUCCAGUAAAAACAUGAAGUUUUGACUUGCCUUCUUCAAUAAUUUUUUAUUGUUUCUAUCUAUCA
Molecule: messenger RNA, 3448 nt
Organism: Manihot esculenta (cassava)
Lineage: Eukaryota; Viridiplantae; Streptophyta; Magnoliopsida; Malpighiales; Euphorbiaceae
Product: G-type lectin S-receptor-like serine/threonine-protein kinase SD3-1
Exons: 2
Coding region: 897-3173 (758 amino acids)
Biological process (GO): recognition of pollen; protein phosphorylation
Molecular function (GO): ATP binding; protein serine/threonine kinase activity
Source: RefSeq, a predicted model, not a curated record